Alternaria arborescens is the source of this 600-nucleotide messenger RNA. RefSeq lists its product as hypothetical. The record is from RefSeq and is a predicted model, not a curated record. The transcript has a single exon. The coding region runs from base 1 to 600 and encodes 199 amino acids. Lineage: Eukaryota; Fungi; Ascomycota; Dothideomycetes; Pleosporales; Pleosporaceae.
AUGGCAGGCAACUCUGAUAACGAGCGGCCAUCUCGGCGAGAGAACCGUGACCAUGUUGACCCUAUCCAAAACCCGCAAAGUGUGAAACCACAAUAUGGUCUAGCAGGAGCUGACCGCAACCCAUCUCCUCCCCAGUUGUCGUACUACAGAGCUCCCCGCAGCAUACGUGAACCCCAACCUCAAGGUCAUACAGCUACUCCUCCGGAUUCUAAGGUUUACGGCGCUCCACCCUUUCCACCGACGCAGUCACCUUACUACUGUAAUUACCCAACUGAAACCAUGAGCUCACAUACGCAGAAGCCUAGAGCUUAUUUCCAUCCGCAGCUGGGUUCGACAGAUCGAUUUGAUGGGAGAUUUGGAUACCGAGAAUCGAGUUUGAAGGAGGGGGUAUCGAACUCGUCGGGUCCAGUACCGAGUCAGCGCAGCACAUCUGCUCUUAGUCGUUUCACCACGCUAGAAGAUGAGUACGCAACUUUGUAUCGAAAACGCCAUGAAAUCGGUGUACAAAUGGAGGAUAUCAAGAGGAGCCUUACAGCAGAGCGAUACACUGCUUUGAUGGCAGAGCUAAAUCCCCAAGAGCUUGUAACGUUGAAAACAUAG